AACCUAUAAAUCACAUUUUUUAGGAUAAAGAUAGAGAAGCUGAUCCGAACCUGGAAACUGUUAAAAAAAACAACAAAGCAAGACAAACUUUAUCAGAGAUUGAAAAAAGGAGGAGGUUUUUAACUCAGAUAAAAAGUAUCUUUUGGAUUGCACCUGAGCUCGAUACUCUGGUUGCAAUCAUUAAAGCUGAUAGGAAACAAAAGGAUCAAGAGAAGACUGAAGAUAUUGCAUUUUUAUUAGACCAAUUAGGAGAUAGAAAAACUAGAAUAGGUGGAAUCGAUACAAGGUACCUUUACUCUGUAAACAGGAGUUUAUCCAAAAUUAAAAGGAAAUCAAAUUUGCAUGAAACCAUGUCAGAGAGUGAAUUCAGCUCAAAUGGAUCGGAGAAAGAUGAAGGUAAUGAUGAUUUUUCAUACCCAGAUCCAGAGUUAAAGAAAAAAGUCAAAAAAACUAAUACUGUUAUGCUUCCAAAAGAUAUUCUCAAGAGAACUACUGAUACUGCUGUUGGGGAAGGAAUAAGUCAUAGGCAGCAUGCUUCCAUGAUUAAUAGUAUAAUCGCUAAAUCGGGUGGAAAUGUAGCUGAAUUUAAAUCUUCAACCUCUACAGCAUUACGCGCUGCAGAUAAGGUCAUUCAUGAUGAAUCAAAGAGGAUCAAGGAUGAUUUAAGAAGUUUAAGAAAAAUCAAUAAGAACAUUUUAGUUCAACUCCAUUUUGAUGGAAAAGUAUGUCAUGAAUAUACUGAUGGGAAAAAAUUGGAACAAGAUCGAUUAGCAAUAUUAAUAAACGCUAACAAGGAAACGCACCUGUUGGGAAUUCCACCUAUUUCUUCUGGAACUGGCGAAAAUCAAAAAAAUGCAAUCAGAGAUAUCUUAAAUAGCUUUAACCUUGCAGACAAUAUACAAGCUGUAACAUUUGAUACUAGCAGAAUCAACGCUGGAAAAAAAAAUGGAGCUGUAUCUUUACUGGUAAAUGAAGUCUUUCAACGACCAGUUCUAUCUAUUGCAUGCCGACAUCAUGUCAAUGAGCUACACAUAACACAUUUCUGGAAAAAUUAUCAAAGUAGCAUUACUUCUGGACCAGAUAAUCUGCUGUUUAAAACUUUAAAAUCAGCAUGGAAUGAUCUUGACGCAGACAACCAGGUUUUGAGAAGAUUGACUAUUCCAGAGGAAACAUGGCUUGGUCAUCAAAAGCAUGAAAGCAUAACGUUCUGCAGAAAUAUUAUCACCAGUGGGUCUCUAAAAAAGGAUGGGGCUACAAGGAAGGACUACAUUGAGCUGGCAGAGCUUACACUUAUGGUGCUUUCUGAGGACAGGUACAAAUUUCGUACUCCCGGAGCAGUCCACCAUGCCCGCUUUAUGGCAAAAGGUAUCUACUACCUAAAACUCCAACUUAUGAUGGAUGCUAUACCUAGUCUAGAAAAAUGGCUGAAGCAUGAAAUUACUGAAGAUAUGAGAGCGCUUUGGCAAAUGAAUAGGUUUAAGGAGUACAAUUUGAUUGGGGCAGAAUCAGUCAUUAAAUCUAUUAAACGCCACACAGGCCAAAGUAAAAGUGACUGUCAAUGGAUGAAAACCCCUCCAGAAUAUUGGACCUGCAUCGAUUUCUACUUAAAAUUUCAGGAGGCAGUUUUUAAUCUUACAGUUGUUAAUGAUUGCUCGCAAAGAAUUGUUAAACUCAUAAAAAACAAAAUUGAUAUUGUCCAAAAAGAAGAGAAAAGACAGGAUUCACUUUUAUUUUUGCAUAAUUACAAAAGGAAGUAUGGAGGAAAAACUAAGAAAUCCGAGAAAAAACAAAAAAAAACAAUGUAAAAAUAUAACAUAACAUUUUUAAAAAAUAAUUAUAAAUUUUAUAGAAAUUUAAUUAUAAAGAAAUUUGUUAAACAAAAUUGCUAGACAUUUUAUUCAAUAUAAUUAGAUUUUUUUUUGUUUCAUGUAAUUUAAUGAAGUUUCAUGCAAUAUAAUAAAGUUUUUAUAGACCUUUAAUGCUAUAUACAGAUGAUUUAUGCAACAUAGUUAGGUUUUUUUUUCCAAAUGGCUUAACAUCCAUAAAGGUAUUGCAAUGCGUAAUAUUCGGUAAAAAUCUGCAUAACUUUGCGUUUUUGUAGAUAAAUUUACACAAAUUAUUUCAAUAAAAUAAAAUUACCAUGCAUUUUAAUUUUUUUAUUCUAACUUAGAAAAAACUCUAGAGAAAAAAAAAAUUCAAUUUUUUUGAGUUGCAAGCUUGCUCAAACGUGCGAAAAAUGGGCUUAAAAAAAGGUAAAAAAAGCCUAAAAUAUGACUUUUGAGGCACUUGAGCAACCCCUAAAAAUGGUCAAAAUUUAAAAAAAAAAAAAAUUUUACUAAUAAAAUAAGGGUCAACGCAGCAGAUAACACUCCAUGGUACUUAGAAUUUUUUCAUGACCUCAAA
Molecule: messenger RNA, 2403 nt
Organism: Hydra vulgaris (swiftwater hydra)
Lineage: Eukaryota; Metazoa; Cnidaria; Hydrozoa; Anthoathecata; Hydridae
Source: RefSeq, a predicted model, not a curated record